Molecule: messenger RNA, 549 nt
Organism: Echinostoma caproni
Lineage: Eukaryota; Metazoa; Platyhelminthes; Trematoda; Plagiorchiida; Echinostomatidae
Source: the annotation of a GenBank genome assembly
AUGACAUCAUACGAACGCAUUGUGGAUCGUGUUUGCAAUCGCACGUGCGAUCGGUUUUGUUUUUUCGAUCAGAAGAUUGCUGUAGAAAAGUUGACAGGUCUAAAGCUCCUCGCGGAGCGUAUUGAAGAACCCCAAGACAAAGUUACACAUGGUAACGAUCAGAAUACUGCCACCAUAUAUGUGUCUUCCAUGGAUAAAUUCACCUGUCAGUUGUGUAGUGUGGACUUUCCCGAUACAGAUUCAAUGAGGGAACACUUCAAAUCAGAUCUUCAUGUGUACAAAAUGAAUAUGUCUUUGGGCAAAUCGAUGAAUCUGACAGACUCAAUUCCGAAGGGAAUGGAAUUCGCGAAUUGUACCCCCACGACAACAAAAUCCACCUCAAAAUUUUAUGAAUCCAGUCAGACAGAUUCGACCGCUGAAUCUUGUCCUUCUCUGGCUGCAUCUUCCCAUAAACAAAUGGUCUACUUUCGAAGCAGAAGCGGUGAAAUAAUCGGAAUUCAUCGAUGUAUUUUGUUCACACGCAAAGUGAGUACAUCUUUGCAUCUAUGA